This is a messenger RNA of Chrysochloris asiatica (Cape golden mole), 9174 nucleotides long. RefSeq names its product ataxia telangiectasia mutated (gene ATM). The record is from RefSeq and is a predicted model, not a curated record. Gene Ontology annotation, biological process: DNA repair. NCBI's taxonomy places the organism in Eukaryota, Metazoa, Chordata, Mammalia, Afrosoricida, Chrysochloridae. The coding region runs from base 1 to 9174 and encodes 3057 amino acids. The transcript has 62 exons. Gene Ontology annotation, molecular function: protein binding; protein serine/threonine kinase activity.
AUGAGUCUAGCACUUAAUGAUCUACUUAUCUGUUGCCGCCAACUAGAACAUGAUAGAGCUACAGAACGAAGGAAAGAAGUUGAGAAAUUUAAGCGCCUGAUUCGGGAUCCUGAAACAGUUCAGCAUUUAGAUCGGCAUUCAGAUUCCAAGCAAGGAAAAUAUUUGAACUGGGAUGCUGUUUUUAGAUUCCUACAGAGAUAUAUUCAGAAAGAAACAGAAUGUGUGAGAACAGCAAAACCAAGUGUAUCGGCUUCAACACAGUCCUCCAGGCAGAAAAAGAUGCAAGAAAUCAGUAGCUUGGUCAAAUACUUCAUCAAAUGUGCAAAUAAAAGAUCACCCAGGCUAAAAUGUCAAGAACUCUUGAAUUAUAUCAUGGAUACAGUGAAAGAUUCAUCUAAUGGCACCAUAUAUGGAGCUGAUUGUAGCAACAUACUGCUCAAAGACAUUCUUUCAGUGAGAAAAUACUGGUGUGAAAUAUCUCAGCAGCAGUGGCUAGAAUUGUUAACUGUGUACUUCAGACUGUAUCUCAAACCUUCUCAAGACAUUAAUAGAGUUUUAGUGGCCAGAAUAAUCUAUGCUGUGACCAAAGGAUGUUGUUCACAAACUGAUGGAUUGAAUUCCAAAUUUUUGGAUUUUUUCCCCAAAGCCAUUCAGUGUGCAAGGCAAGAAAAGAGCACUGCAGGUCUCAGUCAUAUCUUAGCAGCACUUACUAUCUUCCUCAAGAUUUUGGCUGUCAACUUUCGAAUUCGAGUAUGUGAAUUAGGAGAUGAAAUUCUUCCUACCUUGCUUUAUAUUUGGACUCAACAUAGACUUAAUGAUACCUUAAAAGAAGUUAUUAUUGAGUUACUUCAACUGCAAAUUUAUAUCCAUCAUCCAAAGGGAGCAAAGACCCAAGAAAAAGGUGCCUAUGAAUCAAAAAAAUGGCAGAGUACCUUAUAUAAUUUAUAUGAUCUGCUAGUAAAUGAGAUCAGUCAUAUAGGAAGUAGAGGAAAGUUUUCUUCAGGAUCUCGUCAUAUUGCUGUGAAGGAAAACUUGAUUGAGUUGAUGGCAGAUAUUUGUCACCAGGUUUUUAAUGAAAAUACCAGAUCUUUGGAGAUUUCUCAGUCUUAUACUACCACACAAAGAGACUCCAGUGAUUUGAGUGUGCCUUGCAAGAAGAGGAGAAUAGAAUUAGGUUGGGAAGUAAUUAAAGAUCAUCUUCAGAAAUCACAGAAUGAUUUUGAUCUUGUGCCUUGGUUACAGAUUACAGCUCAAUUAAUAUCAAAGUAUCCUACAAGUUUACCUAACUAUGAGCUAUCACCAUUGCUCUUAAUAUUAUCCCAGCUUCUACCUCAGCAGCGACGGGGGGAACGCACACCAUAUGUGUUACGAUGCCUUAUGGAAGUUGCACUGUGUCAAGGCAAGAAUUCAGACUUAGAAAGCUCACAGAAGUCAGAUCUGUUGAAACUCUGGAUUAAAAUUUGGUCUAUUACUUUUCGUGGUAUAAGUUCUGAGCAAUUGCAAGCUGAAAACUUUGGCUUACUUGGAGCCAUAAUUCAAGGCAGUUUAGUUGAGGUUGAUAGAGAAUUCUGGAAGUUAUUUACUGGAUCAGCUUGCAAACCCUCAUGUCCUGCAGUGUGCUGUUUGACAGUGGCAAUGACCUUAUGUGUAAUUCCAGAAACAACAGAAACAGGAGUAGAGCAAAAUAUUUGUGAAGUGAAUAGAAGUUUUUCAUUAAGAGAAUUGAUAAUGAAAUGGCUCUUAUUCUAUCAGUUAGAGAAUGACUUAGAAGACAAUACAGAGCUGUCUCCAAUUCUUCACAGUAAGCUUCCUCAUCUUUCACUGGAGAAAAUUCUUGUGAGUCUAACUAUGAAAAACUGUAAAGCUGCAAUGAACUUUUUCCAAAGUGUGCUAGAAUGUGAGCAACAUCAAAAAGGUAAAGAAGAGUCUUCAUUCUCAGAAAUAGAGGAACUAUUUCUUCAGACAACUUUUGAUAAGAUGGAUUUUUUAAACAAUGUGAAAGAAAGUGCUGUAGAAAAAUACCAAUCCAAUGUUGGAUUUUCGGUCCACCAAAAUCUCAAGGAAUCAUUGGAUCGCUAUCUACUGGCAUUAUCAGAACAGCUUCUAAAUAAUUACUCAUCUGAGACUACAAAUUCAGAAGUGCUUGUCAGAAGUGCAAGUCUUUUGGUCGGUGUUCUUGGCUGCUAUUGCUACGUGGGUAUAAUGGCUGAAGAAGAAGCUUAUAAAUCAGAAUUAUUUCAGAAAGCCAAGUCCUUAAUGCAAUGUGCAGGAGAAAGUAUCACUCUGUUUAAAAAUAAGAUAAAUGAGGAAUCUAGAAUUGGUUCAUUGAGAAAUAUGAUGCUUCUGUGUACAAGUUCUUUAUGCAACUGUACCAAGCACAGUCCAAAUAAGAUUGCAUCUGGCUUUUUUCUGAGAUUGCUGACAUCAAAGCUAAUGAAUGACAUCGCAGAUAUUUGUAAAAGUUUAGCAUUCUUUAUCAAAAAACCAUUUGAUUAUGGAGAAGUAGAGUCAGUGGAAGAUGACACUGAUGAAAAUCUAAUGGAAGUGGAGAAUCAGUCACCCCAGAAUCUAUUUGAUGAUCACCCUGCUUAUAGUGUCAUUGAUGCAAAUGAAUCUGGAGAGAGCCAGAGUACUACUGGUGCCAUGAACCCUUUAGCAGAAGAAUAUCUGUCAAAGCAAGAUCUACUUUUCUUAGACAUGCUCAAGUUCUUGUGUAUGUGUGUAACUACUGCCCAGACUAAUACAGUGUCAUUUAAAGCAGCUGAUAUUCGGAGAAAAUUGUUAAUGUUACUUGAUUCUAGCAUGCUAGAUGUUACAAAAUCCCUUCACUUACACAUGUAUCUAGUGCUUUUAAAGGAGCUUCCAGGAGAAGACUGUCCCUUGCCAAUCGAGGAUGUUGUUGAGCUCCUGAAGCCUCUAGCCAAUAUAUGUUCUUUGUAUCGCCGUGACCAAGAUGUUUGUAAAGCAAUUUUAAACCAUGCCCUUCAUGUAGUAACCAACCUAAGUCAAGGCAGUAUGGACAAUGAGAACACAAGAGAUGCCCAAGGGCAGUUUCUAACAGUGAUUGGAGCCUUUUGGCACUUAACAAAGGAGGGGAAAUGCACAUUUUCUGUAAGAAUGGCACUAGUAAAAUGCCUUAAGACUCUGCUGGAGGCUGAUCCUUAUUCAAAAUGGGCUAUUCUCAAUGUAAUGGGAAAAGACUUUCCUGUAAAUGAAGUAUUUUCACAAUUUCUUGCUGAUAGUCAUCAUCAAGUCCGAAUGCUGGCUGCAGAGUCAAUCAAUAGAUUAUUCCAGGAUAUGAAGCAAGGAGAUUCUUCCAGGUUAAUGAAAGCACUUCCUUUGAAGAUGCAGCAGACAGCUUUUGAAAAUGCAUACUUGAAAACUCAGGAAGGAAUGAAAGAAGUGUCCCACAGUAUUGAGAACCUGGAAUUUUCAGAUGAGCUUUAUAAUAGAAAAGCUGUUUUACUGAUGAUGAUAGCUGUGGUUUUGCAAUGUAGCCCUGUCUGUGAAAAACAGGCUUUGUUUGCCCUGUGCAAAUCUGUGAAAGAGAAUGGAUUAGAACCUCAUCUCAUUAAAAAGGUUUUAGAAAAAAUAUCUGAAAUUUUUGGAUAUAGACACCUGGAAGAUUUCAUGACUUCUCAUUUAGAUUAUCUAGUUUUGGAGUGGCUAAACCAUCAAGAUACUGAAUACAGCUUAUCUUCUUUUCCUUUUAUUUUAUUAAACUACACAAGCGUUGAAGAUUUCUAUAGAUCUUGUUAUAAGGUUUUAAUCCCACAUCUGGUGAUUAGAAGUCAUUUUGAUGAGGUGAAAUCCAUUGCUAAUCAGAUUCAAGAAGAUUGGAAAAGUCUUCUAACAGACUGCUUUCCAAAGAUUCUUGUCAAUAUUCUUCCUUAUUUUGCCUAUGAGAGUACAGAGGACAGUGGGAUGUCACAGCAAAGAGAGACUGCUGCCAAAGUCUAUGAUCUGCUCAAAGAUGAAAGCUUGUUAGGAAAACAGAUUGAUCAUUUAUUCAUUAGUAAUUUACCAGAGAUUGUGGUGGAAUUAUUGAUGACAUUACAUGAACCAGCAAAUUCUGGUGCCAGCCAAAACACUGACCUCUGUGAUUUUUCAGGGGAUUUGGAUCCUGCUCCUAAUCCACCUUAUUUUCCAUCGCAUGUGAUUAAAGCAACAUUUGCUUAUAUCAGCAACUGCCAUAAAACCAAGUUUAAAAACAUUUUAGAAAUCCUUUCUAAAAGUCCCGAUUCCUAUCAGAAGAUUCUUCUAGCCAUAUGUGAACAAGCAGCUGAGACAAAUAAUGUAUAUAAAAAGAAUAGAAUUCUUAAAAUAUAUCACCUGUUUGUCAGUUUAUUACUGAAGGAUAUAAAAAGUGGCUUAGGAGGUGCUUGGGCCUUUGUUCUUCGAGAUGUUAUUUAUACCUUGAUUCACUAUAUCAACAAAAGGCCUUCUCGUUUUAUGGAUGUGUCAUUACGUAGCUUCUCCCUUUGUUGUGACUUGUUAAGUCGGGUUUGCCAGACAGCAGUGACUUACUGUAAGGAUGCUUUAGAAAGCCAUCUCCACGUUAUUGUUGGCACACUUAUACCCCUUGUGAAUGAACAGUUGGAAGUUCAGAACCAGGUAUUGGACUUGUUGAAAUACCUAGUAAUAGACAACAAGGAUAAUGAAAACCUCUAUGUCACAAUUAAACUCUUAGAUCCUUUUCCUGACCAUGUUGUUUUUAAGGAUUUACGUAUUACUCAGCAGAAAAUCAAAUACAGUAGAGGACCUUUUUCAUUAUUGGAGGAAAUUAACCAUUUUCUCUCCAUAAGUGUUUAUGAUGCCCUUCCAUUGACAAGACUUGAAGGAUUGAAGGAUCUUCGAAGACAAUUGGAGCAACAUAAAGAUCAAAUGAAGGAUCUUAUUAGAGCUUCUCAGGAAAACCCACAAGAUGGAAUUAUGGUGAAGCUAGUUAUCAGCUUGUUGCAGCUAUCCAAAAUGGCAGUAAACCAUACUGGUGAAAGAGAAGUUUUAGAGGCUGUUGGAUCCUGCUUGGGAGAAUUGGGUCCUAUGGAUUUCUCUACCAUUGCUAUACAACAUAGUAAGGAUGCAUCUUAUAAUAAGGCCCUUGAAUUAUUUGAAGAUAAAGAACUUCAGUGGAUUUUCAUAAUGCUGACCCAUCUGAAUAAUUCACUGGUAGAAGAUUGUGUCAAAGUUCGAUCAGCUGCUGUUACCUGUUUGAAAAGCAUUUUAGCCACAAAGACUGGUCAUAGUUUCUGGGAGAUUUAUAAAAUGACAACUGAUCCCAUGCUCACUUACCUGCAGCCUUUUAGAACAUCGAGAAAAAAGUUUUUAGAAGUACCUAGACAUGACAAAGAAAAUCCUUUAGAAGACCUGGAUGAGACAAGUUUGUGGAUUCCUCAAAGUGAAAAUCAUGAUGUUUGGAUAAAAACUCUGACAUGUGCUUUUUUGGAUAGUGGAGGCAUAAAAAGUGAAGUUCUUCAGCUAUUAAAGCCAAUGUGUGAGGUGAAAACUGACUUUUGUCAGACUGUGCUUCCAUACUUGAUUCAUGAUAUUUUGCUGCAAGAUUCAAAUGAAACUUGGAGAAAUCUGCUUUCUGCACAUAUUCAGGGAUUUUUCACCAACUCCUUCAGACAUUCCUCACAAACCAGCCGAUCCACAACCCCUGCAAAUUUGGAUUCAGAGUCAGAAAACUUUUUCCGAGGCUGUCAGGAUAAAAAAUCACAAAGAACAAUGCUUUCUGUUGUGGACUACAUGAGAAGACAAAAGAGACCUUUCUCAGGAACAGUUUUUGAUGAUGCUUUCUGGCUGGAUUUGAAUUAUCUAGAAGUUGCCAAGGUAGCUCAGUCAUGUGCUGCUCACUUUACAGCAUUACUCUAUGCUGAAAUCUAUGCAGAUCAGAAAAACAUGGGUGAUCAAGAGAAAAGGAGUCUUACAUUUGAAGAAGGAAGCCAGAGUACAACUAUUUCUAGUUUGAGUGAAAAAAGUAAAGAAGAAACUGGAAUAAGUUUACAGAAUCUUCUCUUAGAAAUCUACAGAAGUAUAGGAGAGCCGGAUAGCCUGUAUGGCUGUGGUGGAGGGAAAAUGUUACAACCCCUUACUAGAAUACGAACAUAUGAGCAUGAAGCAAUGUGGGGGAAAGCCCUAGUAACAUAUGAUCUUGAGACAGCUAUCACCUCAUCAACUCGCCAGGCUGGAAUUAUUCAGGCGCUGCAGAAUUUGGGACUCUGCCAUAUUCUUUCCACCUAUUUAAAAGGACUAGAUCAUGAAAAUAAAGAGUGGUGUGCUGAACUACAGGAGCUUCACUACCAAGCAGCAUGGAGGACUAUGCAGUGGGACCACUGCAGUUCUGUCAACAAAGAAAUAGAAGAAACCAGUUACCACGAAUCUUUGUACAGUGCUCUGCAGUCUCUAAGAGAUAGAGAGUUUUCCACAUUUUAUGAAAGUCUCAAAUAUGCCAGGGUGAAAGAAGUAGAAGAAUUGUGUAAGGGUAGCCUUGAAUCUGUGUAUUCACUCUACCCCACCCUUAGCAGAUUACAGGCCAUUGGAGAGCUGGAAAACAUUGGGGAGCUUUUCUCAAGAUCAGUCACGGAUAGGCAACUCUCUGAAGUAUAUUAUAAGUGGCAGAAACACUCGCAGCUUCUCAAGGACAGUGACUUUAGUUUUCAGGAGCCUGUCAUGGCUCUACGCACUGUCAUUUUGGAGAUCCUGAUGGAAAAGGAAAUGGAAAACUCGCAAAGAGAAUGUUUUAAAGAUAUUCUAACCAAGCACCUUGUAGAACUCUCUAUACUGGCCCGAACUUUCAAGAACACUCAGCUCCCUGAAAGGGCAAUAUUUCAAAUUAAACAGUAUAAUUCAACUAGUUGUGGAGUGUCUGAGUGGCAGCUGGAGGAAGCGCAAGUGUUCUGGGCAAAAAAGGAGCAGAGUCUCGCACUGAGUGUUCUCAAGCAAAUGAUCAAGAGAUUGGAUGCCAGUUGUACAGAGUAUGAACCUACCCAAAAACUGUUAUAUGCAGAAUGUUUGAGGGUUUGUGGGAACUGGCUAGCAGAAACUUGCUUAGAAAAUCCUGCAGUCAUCAUGCAGACCUAUCUGGAAAAGGCAGUGGAAGUUGUUGGAAAUUAUGAUGGAGGAAGCAGUGAUGAGCUUAGAAAUGGAAAAACGAAGGCAUUUCUCUCAUUAGCACGGUUCUCAGAUACUCAGUACCAGAGAAUUGAAAACUACAUGAAAUCAUCAGAAUUUGAAAACAAGCAAGCUCUUCUGAAAAGAGCCAAAGAGGAAGUGGGCCUCCUUAGGGAACAUAAAAUCCAGACUAACAGAUACACAGUAAAGGUUCAGCGAGAGCUGGAGCUGGAUGAAUGUGCACUCCGCGCACUGAGAGAGGAUCGUAAACGUUUCUUAUGUAAAGCAGUAGAAAAUUACAUUAACUGCUUAUUAAGUGGAGAAGAGCAUGAUACGUGGGUAUUCCGACUUUGUUCCCUCUGGCUUGAAAAUGCUGGAGUUUCUGAAGUCAAUGGCAUGAUGAAGGCAAUUGGAAUGAAGAUUCCAUCAUACAAAUUUUUGCCUCUUAUGUACCAAUUGGCUGCUAGAAUGGGAACUAAGAUGAUGGGAGGCCUAGGAUUUCAUGAAGUCCUCAAUAAUCUCAUCUCUAGAAUUUCAAUGGAUCACCCUCAUCAUACUUUGUUUAUUAUACUGGCUUUAGCCAAUGCAAAUAAAGAUGAAUUCCUGACCAAACCAGAGGCAGCAAGAAGGAGUAGAAUAACAAAAAAUGCACCCAAACAAAGCUCGCAACUUGAUGAGGAUAGAACUGAAGCUGCAAACAAAAUAAUACAUACUAUCAAAAGUAGGAGACCUCAGAUGGUCAGAAAUGUCGAGGCACUUUGUGAUGCUUAUAUUCUCUUAGCAAACUUAGAUGCCACUCAGUGGAAGACUCAGAGAAAAGGCAUAAAUAUUCCAACAGACCAGCCAAUUAUUAAACUUAAGGAUUUAGAAGAUGUUGUUGUCCCCACUAUGGAAAUUAAGGUGGACCCCACAGGAAGGUAUGGAAAUCUGGUGACUAUACAGUCAUUCAAAGCAAAAUUUCGUUUAGCAGGAGGUUUAAAUUUACCAAAAAUAAUAGAUUGUGUCGGCUCCGAUGGCAAGGAAAGGAGACAGCUGGUUAAGGGCCGUGAUGACCUGAGACAGGAUGCUGUCAUGCAGCAGGUUUUCCAAAUGUGUAAUACAUUGCUGCAGAGAAACACUGAAACCAGAAAGAGGAAAUUAACGAUCUGCACAUAUAAGGUUGUUCCCCUGUCUCAGCGAAGUGGUGUUCUUGAGUGGUGCACAGGAACUGUCCCCAUUGGCGAAUUUCUAGUUAACAACGAAGAUGGUGCUCAUAAAAGAUACAGGCCAAACGAUUACAGUGCCUGUCAGUGCCAAAGGAAAAUGAUGGAUGUGCAAAAGAAAUCUUUUGAAGAGAAGUAUAAAACCUUCAUGGAUAUUUGCCAAAAAUUUCAGCCAGUUUUCCGUUACUUCUGCAUGGAAAAAUUCUUGGACCCAGCUGUUUGGUUUGAGAAACGACUGGCCUACACCCGCAGUGUGGCUACUUCCUCCAUUGUUGGUUAUAUACUUGGACUUGGUGAUAGACAUGUGCAAAAUAUCUUGAUAAAUGAACAGUCAGCAAAACUUGUACAUAUAGAUUUAGGGGUUGCUUUUGAGCAGGGUAAAAUUCUCCCUACUCCGGAAACAGUUCCUUUUAGACUCACCAGGGAUAUUGUGGAUGGGAUGGGCAUCACUGGUGUUGAAGGUGUCUUCAGAAGAUGCUGUGAGAAAACUAUGGAGGUCAUGAGAAACUCUCAGGAAACCCUUUUAACCAUUGUAGAGGUCCUCCUAUAUGAUCCUCUCUUUGACUGGACCAUGAAUCCUUUGAAAGCUUUGUAUUUACAGCAGAGACCAGAAGAUGAAACUGAACUCAACUCCUCUCUGAAUACAGAUGACCAAGAAUGCAAACGAAAUCUCAGUGAUAUUGACCAGAGUUUCAACAAAGUAGCAGAACGUGUCUUGAUGAGACUGCAAGAGAAGCUGAAAGGAGUGGAGGAAGGAACUGUGCUCAGUGUGGGUGGACAGGUGAAUUUGCUCAUACAGCAGGCCAUGGAUCCCAAAAAUCUCAGCCGACUUUUCCCAGGAUGGAAAGCCUGGGUAUGA